AUGGAAGAUCCUGUCUUGUCAAAGCUACAAGUUUUUGAGCCUGCAUCUGCACUCUCCUACAAUUUUAGGAGCAAUUUCCCUACACUUAUGCCUCUUAUGGAAGUGGUCCCCCGAAUAAUCGCAACAGCUGAUCAUGCAAAGAAACAAAUAAUCGACAAUCAAUGGAGGAGUUUGCCAAAUGCACAAGCUCGUCAUCCUAAAGGGUUGAAUGAAAUUAGUGAGCCAGAUAAGUUUUGGGCUCAAUUACUGAAAACUGAAGACUUUUCCGAGCUAGCUCAUUUUGCCCUAUCUACACUGUCCCUACCCCAUGCGAAUGCUGACUGCGAGCGGGUUUUUAGUAAAAUCAAUUUAAUAAAGACAGAAAUACGAAACCGGCUAACUGUGGAAACAGUGAACGGCACACUUCUUGCUGCAGAGAGCGCAAAGGGUUCAACUCGUACUGGAAACUGCGUCAAUUUUGAGCCCACAAAAGAAAUGUAUAGUCGCAUGACAAAAGAUAAAAUAUACGGCAGAAAAAACGAUGACAGUGAGGAUGUUCCUGACAUAAUAUUUGGAGAGGAGAUGUAA
Molecule: messenger RNA, 567 nt
Organism: Parnassius apollo (apollo)
Lineage: Eukaryota; Metazoa; Arthropoda; Insecta; Lepidoptera; Papilionidae
Source: the annotation of a GenBank genome assembly